This is a messenger RNA of Tetrahymena thermophila SB210, 669 nucleotides long. Its product is annotated as transmembrane protein. The transcript is spliced from 2 exons. Lineage: Eukaryota; Ciliophora; Oligohymenophorea; Hymenostomatida; Tetrahymenidae. The record is from RefSeq and is a predicted model, not a curated record.
AUGGAUUUAAAUAACAAAAAGAAAAUUAGUAUUUUGCAGUGCUUCUUUAAAGGGAAGACUGUACACUGCAAUCACAGCGGAAGCUGCUUUAAAAACGCUAUUCAAGGACUGCUUAAAUCCUUCGGUUUAGGGUUUAUAAUUAAGUCAGCAGUACAUUUUUUAACUUGUAUGAUUUCAAAAAAGAAGCAGCAAAAUUUAAUUUAAGGAUUCUUUUAGAAAGAUUUCUAUUAUUUAUCACUAUUUUUCUGCUCAUAAACAUGUCUGCUAAAGGCAAUUUAGUGCUUACUCAGAUUUAUCACUCAAAAGGAAAGUGGAUUUAAUUCAUUUUUAAGUGGGUUUUUAGCUUCAUACGCAGCAAUGUAUUUCUACUAAAAUAAAACAAACCUCUACAAUUGGAGAAUGCUCGCAUACAUGAGAGUCAUCGAAGGCAUCUACUACUAGCUAGUAAAUAGAGGUUAUAUACAAAAGAAAUCAUUCCAUUUCUCACUGAUGUACUCAGUUGGAAGCUUUUUAUUAUCAUAUAGCAUGUUUCAUGAAAGCCGUAUAGCUUUACCAGACGUUAUCAAGCUUUAUGGAACUUUUCAAAAUUUAACUCCUGAUGAAAAAAUCUUUCACUAUGUUAUGCUUGAAAAAGCAUAAAAAAAGUUUGAAGCAUAAGGAUUAGAAUGA